Molecule: messenger RNA, 1693 nt
Organism: Copidosoma floridanum
Lineage: Eukaryota; Metazoa; Arthropoda; Insecta; Hymenoptera; Encyrtidae
Gene: Fnta
Product: farnesyl transferase alpha
Biological process (GO): protein geranylgeranylation; protein farnesylation
Cellular component (GO): CAAX-protein geranylgeranyltransferase complex; protein farnesyltransferase complex; cytoplasm
Molecular function (GO): CAAX-protein geranylgeranyltransferase activity; protein farnesyltransferase activity
Source: RefSeq, a predicted model, not a curated record
GACGAUAGGAUGUCGGACAACUCGGACGACGAGACGAACGGCGAGUAUGUCUCAACUCACUGGCAACCGUAUUCCGAGAGGCUCGAGUGGCGAGACGUCCGGCCGAUCGAGCAAAAUGACGGGCCCAACCCCAUCGUCUCCAUAGCUUAUUCGCCCAAGUUCGUUGAGGUGCACAAUUAUUUUAGAGCUAUCCUUGAUUCCAAGGAAAAGUCGGAAAGAGCCUUGGAUUUGACUGCGGAAUGUAUUAUGUUGAACGCAGCGAAUUACACAGUGUGGCAGUAUAGAAGAGACAUUCUAAAGGCACUUGGAGUGGAUCUCAAAGAUGAAUUAAAGUUUAUUGAAUUAAUGACUAAUAUUAAUAUGAAAAACUAUCAAGUCUGGCAUCACAGAAAAGUCAUUGUCGAGUGGAUGCAAGAUCCAAGCUCAGAGCUCAAGUUUACGAGUACUGUUUUGCUAAAAGAUGCCAAAAACUAUCAUGCCUGGCAGCACAGGCAGUGGGUCAUGACAACAUUCGAUUUGUUUGAAAAUGAACUGGAGUAUGUUGAUGAGUUGCUGACUAAAGAUAUCCGUAACAAUUCUGCCUGGAAUCAAAGGUACUUUGUUCUAAAUAACACCACCCAAUUUGAAGAAGAAGUUAUUGAUCGUGAAGUCGAUUUUACAAUCGAGAAAAUUUUAGACGUACCUGACAACGAAAGUGCUUGGAAUUAUUUAAGAGGAAUCUUGGAUCGUGAUCAAAAUGGAGGCUUACCUUACAACAACGAAGUACUGAAAAUGUGUAAAGAUAUGUACAAUGACGGUUAUAGAAUAAAUCAUUUACUGGCUUGCAUUAUUGAUAUUUGUGAAGAGAGGCAUUCCAGUGACGAAUCAAAAGAAUCCCUAUUUCAUAUUGAUACAGCAUUUAAACUGUGUACAGAUUUGGCCAAACAGUAUGACAAAAUCAGAAAAAAUUAUUGGGAGUUUAGGAGUCAGCAACUGUUGGAAAAGUUUAACUCAGUAUAAUUGUAAAAUAUUAACACAAGACUGCAGCAGAUAAGAUGUUCAGGGUAUCCAAAUGGUUGGCCCCUGAUAAACUAUACAAUUCUCUGAACUUGGAUGAUAAAAAGUACGACUUAACGUAGCCUAUGAAUUGAUAAACAUUUAUAUUACUGUUACAAUUUUUAAUACAAGCAAUCAUAAUCAAAGAGUGGUAUGAAUGAUCUUAUAAAUAGAUUUUAUAGAUUAAAAAGAUGUAUAUAUAAUUGAAAGUAUACUUGGUGCGUUUUAGACACGACUGCUCCUCAGGGAUGGCUUAUACUUUUACCAGGGCAAAAAGCUUAACCACAAAUAAGUAAUGUAUUAUUGGGAGAGGAUAAGAAAGAAAAAUUUUUUUAUCAGGGGCUUAGGGUCAGUUUAAACCAUUUGCCAAUCAUGUACCAACUUUUUAUGCAAUGAUGAAAUUAAAAUUUUUGCUUUGGUGAUAAUGUAUUAGUCGUGCCUUACAUACGAAAGCACAGGUUUUUCGUUUUGUAAAGCAACUUGUUAUAAAUGUUGAAUAGAUAACUGGGAUUUUAAAAUAUUCCAAGUAUUAAAAUUUACAAUUUUAUUAAAACUGAGGCCUACUCGACUUGCAAUGAUGAAAUAAGACACCAAUUUUGAUAAUGCAAAAGCAUUAUUCAUUCAGCAUAGCCGUUGCCACAAGAUUUUAUAAAUCAAU